GGGGCGCGCCGGAGACAAAAGGCCAAUGGCGCGCCACUCCGGGCUCCCCGCCCAGGCCCGCAUCCGCCGCCCGGCCUCCUCCUCCUAACCCGUCACGUGGGAAGAGAGCCCCGCGGCUUCUAGCAGCAACAGGGGCAGGAGCAGAGCCGCGUGGGGUCGGAGAGCAGCGCCUGCGAUCGCCUCCUGUUCGUCGACCUUGUUCUCCUCGCUCUCUCUUCCCUCUCCACGAGGCCGCCAUGAAGAAGCUGCUGGUGGCCGCGCUGCUGCCCGUCUGCUUCGUAGCCCUGUCGGGUAAGUCGCCUUUUUUACUUCUUCUGCGGGGGCGGGGAAGACCCCCCCCCCGCCGCGAGCGAGAGAAAAAGGGAAAGUUGUCUUUGCUCCUCUCCACGGAUCAGGUCCCCUCGCGCGCGCGCGCGCGCCUUCCCACGCCUUCUGCUUUUCGGAAAGGGAUGCGUCCGAAGGAGGUUUGCUCAUUUCCCUCUCUGUUGCAAGCGGGAACUUGCACGGAUUUUUGUAAUGUUUUCCCCCCCUCCCGCCUCAGAGUCGGCUCAGCUCAAAAAGUGGGGUCGCCAGUUUUUAAAAGCCCCCGCUUUCUUAACUGUGAAAGUUAUUUGGAGACCCCUGGGUAUCUUUCGUGUGUGUGUUUGUGUGUUGUGCGCGCCGUCGAGGUUGCACGGCCGGCCGCAGAAAAGGAAGUGCACGUGCUUUUAUUUUAAUUUUUGCACGGAGAAGGUCCCCGGUUCAGUUCCAGCGCAGUUUCAAACCAAAUCUCAGCUUAAAAAACAAAACAAAAACGGAGGGAAUAGCAGGUCUGGACGGUCCCCAAAUCCCUGCCUGUCAUAAUAGACAGUGCCAGAACAGAUGGAGCAAUGGGUCUUAGACGCUGUUUCAUGUUUUCAGAGCAAAUAGAACUGGGACGCCUUUCUUCCAUCCCGACCGACAUCCUUCCUUGCACGGCAAAGGGACCUUCGUGUGAACGCAGCCAGAAAUUGACUUACCACCAUGCAAGCAGUUUGCUUGUUGUUGGAAAAUAAGUUUAGGGAGGAUUGAGGUCACUGAGGUUUCUUUGCGUCUGUGUGGCUUUAUUGCAGUUCCGUGAGUAACAAACAACGUGGUCUUGUUGCUACCAAAAGAAAGAGGGUCGUUUCAUUUCUAGUCCUUUAGAGGCUCUUGGGGGAUGAAGUGUAAACUGCAAGCACUUCCCAAUCUGUGCGAAAUCAUAGCAAAGGCCAGAGCAUGUAAACAAAAGACUGACAUGCUGAGGCAAAACAUUGGCUUGGAAGUAAACCCUUCCAAGUAAGGCUGCAGAUAUUAAGACGGGUUUGCUAAGAUAAGAAUCUCACCAAUCAAAACUCUGUUCUCUCAUUUAUUUGCCAACAAAGGGCAAGUCUUGCUUUCUAGAGCAGCUUUCGCCCACCUAGUGCCCUCCAGAUGUUUCUAACUACAACUUCCAUCAGGCUCCUCCAGCACAGCCUGGCUGAUGAGAGCUGUGAUUGAAAACAUCUGGACUGAAGGGCACCAGGUUGCCAAAGGCUAGCUUGACCUACUAAAUCUUAAUGACAAGGUCUACUUUUAGGGGCAAUAAUUAGUAUUAGCAUUAUUUAUGUAGAAAGCUCUACUUUUUCUUUUGGUCAACCAUGGCUUCCUGCUUCAUCCAUGAUUAACACCGGCCAUGAUUAGUUUAAAGCAGGCAUAGGCAAACCUGGCCCUAAAGAUGUUUUGGGACUACAACUCCCAUCAGAAGGAGGGGGCUACCAAACCUUGGUUUUGCUGCAGGUCAUACAUGUUGCAGUGUACCAUGGUUUAAAUUUAGCAUGACAUGAGAACACAGUUCUGUGUUGCACUCUCACUUGCAUUGGAGGAAGAAGGCAACGGUCCACUGCCUUCGUGUCUUUAGGGGAACUUGGAGGAACCGCAGUUGGUGCUCAGCACCUCGGUCGGUGACCCCACACAGUCAGGGAGCAUGUCCUCCACCCCUGGAAAACCUGUCAGACUGAUGGUGCCAACAAGUCUGAGUAUCCACAAGGACAUUGGGUCAUUUGGUCACCAGAUUAGUGCCUUGAGGGUAGAAGAGUCUGUUGAUGUAUAAAAAACCGUUUAGAGACUGCUCCUCAUAUAUCUGGCCCGUAUACAACAAAAAUUACAAGAGAGAGUGUUGGCAUCCAUCUGUCUCGAGAGAGAGUGGAGUGCGCCGCCGGGGGUGAAAUUAAACGGCUGCAUUAGCAGCACUGAAGGGACCUCUCUGGGGCACAAGCCUGGGCAGUGUGCAUGGAGUUUCUGGGCUGCCCAGAUGGCAAGACCCCUCUCUUGGCCUCACUGAUGUGGUCCAAAGGAAAGCAGAGCAAUACGUUCGGUACCAGCUUGGCUGCAGGAGUUGCUAGAAAGAGGCGUACAAGGCACCCUCCAACCAUCUUAGGGACUCUAUACUCCAGAUUUGCAUAGGGUUUACUCCUUGGCCUUUUCUUCUCCCAAAGAUACCUCACAAGGCAGCAGAGGUUGAGGAUCAAGGUUUUCCUUCUCCUGGAUGGGCUGCCUUCCCAGGUUGAUGAGCCCCACCUGGCCCUCACUUCCCUCUACAGCAGGUGCAUAAACCACCUUCUUGGGGCCACUAUUGGUCUUGUCAGCUCAAUUCACCAGAGCCUGUCUUUGCAUGCAGGGGAAGUCCCUCAACCCUUGGCUACCCCUCACCUCGUUUAGCUAGCCAGUCAAAGCCAUUUCCGAGGUGUGGCCUCCGUUGCACGCCGACAGCUUCUGUGAGCCACAGGUGAGAGCUGAGUGCAGAGUAGGGGACCAAGGCUGGGCAAGCUACCCCAGAAGGAGCAUGACAUGCCCCCUACCACAGGUACAGUGGUACCUUGGGUUACAUACGCUUCAGGUUACAGACUCCGCUAACCUAGAAAUAGUACCUUGGGUUAAGAACUUUGCUUCAGGAUGAGAACAGAAAUUGUGUGGUGGCAGCGGGAGGCCCCAUUAGCUAAAGUGGUGCUUCAGGUUAAGAACGGACCUCCGGAACGAAUUAAGUACGUAAUCAGAGGUACCACUGUACUCCUCCUCUCCAAAAACCCUUCAAAAGAGACACAAUUAAAGCAUUAAAAGCAAUGCAGGAUAUGCAUAAAAAUGGCUGGCUCCUCUUGAAAGUUUAAGCUGCUGAAUUGGCCUGUUGACAUUAAAAAAAGAAGUCUUGAAGAGAUGCCUGAAAAUCAAAAGGUAGGGGUGCCUGACUGGUGUGUGCUGCAAAGGUGUUCCACAGCAUGGAACCAGUGGUGCUAAACGCUCAACUUCUGGUUGAAGCCAAAUGGGUUUCUGAAACACUGGAGGCAACUAACAUAGUUCCUCUGGAUGAUUUCAGUGAUCUUGCUGCUAUAUAAGACUCGGAUGAAUCAGCCCCACACAGAUAGAGCUGAUGGAACAGCUGGCCUGACCUUGGAAAAGACCUAGGUAGAGAACAUUGGCUAAGAAGAUAGUUCAAGAUUACAUUAUCUCUUUCUGGGUUGUAAAUCAGUCUUCCUUGACCCUUGAGAAGCCUGAAGGGAACUGUGCUAAAUUUAAUGUGCUGUGAAAUAUCUAGCAGCUGAGGGACGUAGCACAGUUGCUCUGAAAUAGAUGUAGCAUCUCAGGCAGCUUUUGAAAUUUGCCAGGCGCAUUUUGCAUAUUGGCCAUUUGCAACCAAGUGAAGAUAGCUGAGUGUCAGGAUAGUGCCUGGCGUCUCUACCAUCUGGAGGUACGUGCCUCCUUGAAUCUGGAGUAGCAACACAUCCUGUAGAAUUCUAACAGUGAUAGUUUAUCUGCACAAUCGGAAUCAAUUACAGGAACCAAAAAGCCCUAUUGAAAAAUACAACUUCCGAGCCGUCUGGCCCCAAAAUGGCAACUAGGCAUUCUGUUUUGGCGACAGCAAACCUGGUUGAAGGAGCCAUUUGGCGCCUAGUUUUUAUAUCUGAAUUUCUAACACUGACUCAGGAUUCAUUUGUGAAAAGGGGGGGAACUUGCUAGUAAUAAACAUAGCUUGCCUUCCUGUAGCUAAAAAGAAUUUAUGACCCUUUGAGCUCGUCUCAGGGCCCAGCCUGAAGUGGGUUGUAAAUGGCCACUGCAAGUCUAGGUGAUGUCUAGUGGAACUCAUCUCACUGGGGACAAUGUGGCCUGUUGUAUCUUCUCCACCCCCAAAAUGAGCAGAUAAUAAUGUGAGCCUUAUAUGCAGGCAAGUGCAGAACAUCGUGACACAAGGUAAACGAGGUGAAGUAGACAGAACGAAAAGGAUGUGCAUCAGCCAUUUUAUGUGGUUGCAUUUCCUGUAACAUCUACCAGAAAAGUCAAGUAGCUUUGAAAAGGUUUGGGGAUUUGCAGGUUUUUGACAAGAGGUAAACAGACAAUUUAAACACAGCUUGCAAGUUUUUGCUAGAACUUUUAAAAACCACAAUGAUGCAUCCAGUGUUAUGCUUGGCUCCUGAUAUACUUCCCUCUGUCUUUCUACUCCUUUUCCACCCUCCCCGUGUAUUUUAGUUUACUGUUCCAACAAUCUUUCUCAAGCUUGUGUGCCAUCUGUAUAGGAACCAACAGAUCCAUCAGUGUGGCUAUUCUUACAUAUUGUGAAACAGUGUCAUCCAUGGACCAGUGCUGGUCCGCAAUGUCUUCACUACAGGUUGGGUGGGAUGCUUCAAGGACCAAAUUUGGUACUGGUUCCUGGUGGGAAAUCCCACUCCAGCACAUCAGAUAGCUUGAGAAGCACUGAUAAAAAUCAUACUUUCACCACUUCAUUGAACUGCAGAAACAUUGUUAGUAGGGCUGAGCGUUAGAAUAGCAGUAGGGGAAACAAUUGCAGCAAACAGCCUUAGGAGGAAAUGGAAGAUUUACACUGCAGAUUAUAUUGGAGAACAUUGUUCAUUGCAUUUUUAAACCCCUCUUAAAACCAGUUUUCCCAGGGUGUAACUUGCUCCCUCUCCUCUUCCGAAAACACUACAGUGGAAACUUGGUUUUCGAACGUAAUCUGUUCUGGAAGGCCGUUCAACUUGUGAAACAUUCGAAAACCAAGGAGCAAUGGGCAGUCGGCAAAAUCCAUUGAGAAAAAAGAGAAAAACUUGCAGUGGAAUCCGUUCGACUUUCAGGGCACAUUCGAAAACGGAAGCAAUUACUUCCGGGUUUUCGGCGGUUGGCUUCCAAAACAUUCGGCUUCUGAGAUGCUCAAAAACUGAGGUUCCACUGUAUUUUGAAAUUAAGCUUUGUCCCCUCUUUGCUUUAAACCAGGUGUAGGCAAACUCAGCCCUCCAGAAAUUUUUGGGACUACAACUCCCAUCAUCCCUAGCUAACAGGACCAGUGGUUGGGAAUUAUGGGAAUUGUAGUCCCAAAACAUCUGGAGGGCUGAGUUUGCCUAUGCCUGCUUUAAACCUUGCAGCUUCUCCCAAGGUGAUUUUGCAGUGGUAGGGUGAGUGGCACCUGCUUAGCUUGUCUCUGGGCCACCCUAAAGUCAUUUCACAGGUGUCCCAGGUACCUAGGUAAAGUUUUCUUUAAGGGGGAAAAAUGCACAUUAUACCUUAGAAGGAGGGCUAAAAGCCAGGAGAGCAAUUUUAAUUUUGGAGAUUCCUGAGUGGGGAGGGGGGAGCAAGGGGGAAAGUGAUGGGGUGGGGGAGAGAUUUUCUGCAUGCCACAAGUAUUACCAAAAAAGCCUGGAGAUUCUUAGAGGUAUUUGAAAAGGGUGGGUUAGAUAUGGAGCAUAACUGCCUGCAAUUUCACUGUGCCCUGAGGCAUAAGUUGGACCCUUGAUCCCUCGCCACCUCUCCAAAAUAAAGACACAGACAUCAUGAGGGCAAGACAUGCAGCUUAUUCUGUGGGUAUGGAAACAAGACGGUGCCCCAGAUUCCUAGUGUCCGCAGACACUUCAGAAUGUAAAAAGGAGGGCAGGCUUUUUGUACCUUUAACAGGUGGAGAAAAUCAACAGGUGUAAUUUCUGUGUUUGGGAAAGUACCAGUUGAAUGAAUCAUCAGAAUGAUUAACGCCACUGAACCUCUUGUCGAGAAAGCCAGCAUUCCUAAUUUCUGUUUACUUUUUUUAUUUUGUGUUGUCAUAAACAUACAAAUAGAUACUAAUAUACAUGCACUUAUAAAAUUCAAAUAUCAUAUGAAACUGGUCACAGUUCUAACUUUAUCAUUUAAGAAUUGGUAUAAAUAAACACAUCACUAUAAGCAAAUCACUUUUAUAAUUUAGGCUGCAACCCUUUCUAAUUUAUAGUAUCAUCCCAUUCUCAUAUGUAUAUGAUGGCACCCAUCUGUUUCGGGAGACAAUGGAGGAGUGUGCCUUUGGGGGUAAAGUCAAACUAUUGGAGAGUUUGGUGCAAUGCAGGAGAGACAUGUUUUGUUACAUCCGGGGAAGAUGAAGGUGUCCAGUUGUGCUGCUGCAGAUGCGCCAUGGUGUUUCUUCUCUCUGCGUUCCUCCCGGCGGUCAUUCGUCCUCUGGUCACUGCUAUACACACACAACUUGACUUUGUGUCUCCAAGCACUGCAGUUUUCUGCAAGGGGUUGUCACAUGACAGAGCUGAUGUUGCCAGCCUUUGUGUCAUGUUUGCAGACACCUUUGCAACACAGAGUUGGUUUGGCAAUGGCGCUGGUGCCUGAAGCCAGCUCCCCAUAGAGCACGUAUAUGUGUGCGUUUGCGUACACACACACACACACACGUUGGAAGCGUAGAUUUUGGCAAAAUUCCUUAAAAAUAGCUCAACACCCUUUGUGUGCAGAUGUUCACUUUUUGAAAUAUGGCGACUCUAACAUAUACACAUCUAAACACAUGAUGACAUGUCUCAUUUUUUAAAAUCUUGGCACUGAGGGGGCAGUUUUCUGCUUCAUAUACCUUACAAAAGGUGACCAGGUUUUCUCAUUUCGCUCUUUUCUCUGACUUACCCCCCCCAAAAAACCCUCAUUUCUUUAUUUUUACCAACUUAUUUGGGGGAAAACAGCAUGUUCCCCUCUCCUGGCAUAGAGAAGAGGGAUGCUGUUGCUUUUCCAGUGGCCUAGCCAGCAUAGGAAUCUGUGUUUAGCAGAGUGCCGGUUCCUAACUGCAGUAUUUUGCCCUCUCUCCUUAUACAUGCUCUGCAUAUAACCUUUAUCUAAUCUGCAUCUCUUCCUUUUUUCUGCUUAGUCGUUUUUUGGGGGCAGGGCAUGACAAUCCGCUUACCGCACACCUAGUGUGGGUUGCAGAAGCUCUUAGCAAGGAGUCCAGGAGAACAGACUGCCUACGUACAGAUCUGCAUGCUGCCGUGUUUAUCCCAAAGCUGAUCUCUGGAGGUUGCCCAGGCACCCCUGCCUUGCCGUCUGUUCCUAAAAGCAUUGGGAGAGAGAUACAGUGGUGCCCCGCAAGACGAAUGCCUCGCAAGACGGAAAACCCGCUAGACGAAAGGGUUUUCCGUUUUGGAGGUGCUUCGCAAAACGAAUUUCCUAUGGGCUUGCUUCGCAAGACGAAAAUGUCUUGCGAGUUCCUGCGGGGUUUUUUUCCUUCCCCCCCCCUUUUUCCCAAGCCGCUAAGCCGCUUAUCAGCUGAUCCUAAGCCGCUAAGCCGCUUAACAGCUGAUCCCUUAAGCCGCUUAUCAGCUAAGCCGCUUAUCAGCUGAUCCGCUAAGCCGCUAAUAGCGCUAAUCCGCUAAGCCGCUAAUGGGCUUGCUUCGCAAGACGGAAAAAACCGCAAGACGAAGAGACUCGCGGAACGGAUUCUUUUCAUCUUGCGAGGCACCACUGUACUGGGGCUGAAAUGUCUAUAUGCUCUGCCCUUCCCCUUGUGUUCCUGGCUUUAGGGAGGAUAUUGUGGUUUGUUCAAGCAGCAUUUCCAGUGGCAACCAAACAGGGAAACGGUGGUUUUAGUUGGGGGUGGGGAACAGGUAGACCUCCUGCAGAGGUGGCUGGAGUCCUAUCAGCACCAGCCAGCACAGCCAGUAGUCAAGGAAGAUGGGAGUUGUAGUCCAGAACAACCUCUGGAAGGCCACAGGUUCCCCAUCCCCAACAAGGGUAAGAAAUCUAAAUCUGAUCCGUUUCCUGAUUCGGAUGUCACUGACAACAGUUCAGCAAACCACAAUAUCUUCUCAAAAGAAAGUGUGGGGCCCGUGGUUAAUGGGGAGAAAGCACAAAGACGCAAAGCUUUUUCCGAUAAAGCAUGAUAAAUGAUGUGAUGUCUGAACUGGGCCACACUCAACGUAGCCCCAGAUAGAUCCCACCGGGGUCAAUGGGAUCUUCUCACAAUUAAGUUUGUGUAGGAUUGCAUUGCUCUGGUGAAAGGCCCAUCAAACAGGAUAGUCAUCGAGCAUACAUUUCCAAAGAAACUCCUCUUCAUAGGCAAGACAGAUCCCAUCACACGAUAACUUAAUUGUCACAAGACAUUACAUACGACACAGUGGACAUUCUGUUUCAGUGUAUGUACAAAAUCUCAGAGCGUUAAGACCUAGGCUGGAGGCGUAAAGAUGUUUUUUUUUUACCGGUUUGGUUCAUAGUGUUAACGUUGCCAAAUCCAAGCUCCUGGAAAUUGUCGUGAAUAUCCCAAGCUUUAUGAGCCUUUCACCAUAGUACUUGUAGUUGCAAGAUUCUUGUGUUUAGCAUGGGGUUGAGCAAGAUCAGGGCCGAGGACGUGGAUACAGCUGGCAACCUAGAUCUACAUGUGGAUACAGCUGGCAACCUAGAUCUGAUGAUGAUGAUGAUAAUAAUAAAAUUUUAUUACUUAUUACCCCCCCCCCAUCAGGCUGGGCCUCCCCAGCCAUUCUGGGCAGCUCCUGUUGGCAUUCCAUUCCUCCGCUGUGCAGAUGUGUGGGAUUGUUUUAAUUACAUGUCUGUGUUUUACAGUCCAGCACUGAUUGUCGGAGUCUUGUAAACGGAAGUUCCGUUCUGUAUUGCUUUUGUUUCCUUCUUCUCUCUGAGAGCAAGAAGGAGAGGAGCCAUGUUUUCCUUUGUCCUGUUUUGUAUAUAUAAAUAAACUAGCUUAGUGCUCACACCUCAGGCCUGGAUUCUGCUGAUGUUGUUUGUCUGCUAACGUGUGCUCAGUGUCUCUGGACAUGAGUCACAGAAUCUCAUCCGGGAAGAAGAAUGAUGGAUUUCAGGAGUGGCACGCAGACCAGAGAGACGGGCUGGCAUGCAUGAUGUCAUUUGCCUGGUCGCCCUCCUUGCCUGCCAGCCAUUACCCCAACAGCUCCCAACAGAAUAUCAAAAACACGAUAAAACAUCAACCAUUAAGAACUUCCCUGAACAGGGCUGCCUUCUAAGACAUUAGUAAAGGUAAAGGUACCCCUGACCAUUAGGUCCAGUCGUGUCCAGCAUGACUCAGCCGCUUCAUUAGGUUCAGCAUGACUAAGCCGCUUCUGGCGAACCAAAGCAGCGCACGGAAACGCCGUUUACCUUCCCGCCAGAGCGGUACCCAUUUAUCUACUUGCACUUUGACGUGCUUUCGAACUGCUAGGUUGGCAGGAGCAGGGACCGAGCAAUGGGAGCUCACCCCGUAACGGGGAUUCGAACCGCCGACCUUCUGAUCAGCAAGUCCUAGGCUCUGUGGUUUAACCCACAGCACCACCCACGUCCCUCUAAGACAUUAGAUGUCUUCUAAAAGUCAGAUAGUUGUUUAUUUCCUUGACGUCUGAUGGGAGGGCGUUCCACAGGGCGGGCACCACUACCAAGAAGGCCCUCUGCCUGGUUCCCUGUAACCUCGCUUCUCGCAGGGAGGUAACCACCAGAAGGCCCUCGGCGCUGGACCUCAGUGUCCGGGCAGAACAAUGGGGGUGGAGACGCUCCUUCAGGUAUACUGGACCAAGGCCAUUUAGGGCUUUAAAGGUCAGCACCAACACUUUGAAUCCUAGCUUCCCCCACCCCUGGCAGGCAACUUUGAUAGGUGGAUGGGUUCUGCCCACCUCUCAGACUUGAAAGGUAAAAUAAUGCAAAUGUAUUUAUCACUAUGUUAUGUGUGUUUGUUUCAGUGACUGCUGCAGGACCGAACGUGACCUCCGCAGCUCCCCAUUCAAGUUCAAUAACAAGUAGGUCUCUACUUAAUUUUUUUUCCCCCUUCUGCUUUACUAAGAUGAAAGCACUUGCAUCUGUGGCCCCCAAAUCCAAGGCAAAUGAUUUGCUUAUCCAAACGGCUUGUGGCAGGGGGGUUGCCUCUCUGUUCUGAGAAAUUGCGUAACUGGCAUUGGGAAAGAAGGAUGGUGUUGAAGAUGUCAAGGACAUCCUUGUUGGAGUUGCUCCUCAGGAAUGACUGAUAUACUUUUCACACAUUGGGCAGGUCAGAUUUAUUAUUAUUAUUUGGCUGAGAGUCUUCAGGUUGCAAUUCCAAUAAAGCACCCUUGCAAGCUAUUCCAUUUAGGGAGCAACCCUAUGGCCAAGAGCCUUGGGAUGCAGGUAUCUGGCUCACAGGGCUACAGUUCCCAGAGUUUCCUCUGAGAUUGAUCAUUAAACCACUCUGGGAAUCGCAGCUCGGGGGAUGGGGGGUCUCUUAACAACUCUCAGCACCCCUCACAAACUACAUCUCCCAGAACCCUUUGGAGGAAGCCAUGAUGGUUUAAAGUGCAUGCCUGAAAUAAUGGUGUGUUGUUAUAUUCUGGAGUGACAUCCACAGUUGUAUUUUAAGCUGUAUUUAUUUAUUUAUUUAUUUAUCUAUCCUAUCCUAUCCUAUCCUAUCCUAUCCUAUCCUGUCGUAUCCUGCCUUCCAAAGGAGCCCAAGGCGGCAAACCAAAAGCAUAAUAAAAUAAUGCAAUUAAAAAUAUAAACAUUAAGAACAUUGAAAACGAUCUAAUGGUAUGCAUUCCUGUAUCUAAAGCCCAAAUACAUACAAGUUAAGAGUAACUGAGUUCCCCAUGUGCCCAGCACCCAAUGAAAUCCACACGUGGCACUCCAACGACCUUAUUGUUAUUCAGAAGAACUUCUUAAAAGUUAUUUUCUUUCUCACCCGACGCCCAUGAAUCAUAGUGUUAGAAGUGAAUAUGAGGGUCAUCUAGUCCAACCCCCUGUAAUGCAGGAAAAUUUCUGUCAGUGGGGAGCUCAAAUCCAUGACCCUGAUCUAAAGUUGUAGGGUUGGUUCGUUUUCAAUUAUUCUGCUGACUUUUGAGAAACGUUUAUUUUGGAGUUGUUGGUUCCAAACAUCAAGCUCCAGUUUCUGUUUUUGGACCUAGAACAAAGGUACCGGGGGCCAAAAAAAUGAAAAGGGGGGAGGGGACCCCCCUAACUCAAAACAACAACCCAGCUUUUCAAUGUUUCAUCAUAGAUUAAUUACCUGCUUUGGAGAAACCACAGCUGGGCAUGUUGCCAUGUGCGAGUUAAGGCAAGAUGUGGCGCAAGUCAUCGUUCCUAUGCCUUUCACGGGCAAAAAGCAAAAGUUGCCUUUUAUUUGUGAAACGCUUUCUUUUCUAUAUUCUAUUAUUUGUCCUCCCUCCUUUUUGAAUGCUCUGAUGCUACUUUUGUCUUCGGUGUUGUUGCUUAAGUCCGGUUUGGAUUAAUUUUGCUGCUCUUGUAAACCUUGAUAUUUUAUUACGUGAUUGAGGUUCAAGCGUUGUAUUUGCAAAACGAGCUUGGCAAUUGAAAAGUAUUGAGCUUAAUUUUACCCACAGCCCCAUUCCUCAAGGCGGGGUGUGUGUGCGCGCACACGCUAAAUGUUGAUAUUUUUAUCUCAGAACUUUGCACAUGUUCCAAGAGGGAAGCAAGAGGCAGCCUUAACCUGUGAAGGAACCUCAGUGCAACUGGGGAUGCUUGACUCUGCAAAUUCCCUAAUUGUACAAACAGAGCCUACACACAAGCACUCUGUACAUGCUCAGGCUCUUUUACGAGUUGCUCUGAAUGUGUCACGAGGGCUGAAUGGAUAACUUCACCAGACUCAAGGCAGAUAGAAGCCUUCCCAUCAUGGAGCUGGGUGUUCAGGUCUCCGGAUGGAGGGUUGGGUUCAAACUGCAUUUCUGGCACAUCUGUUUUGGAGACCCAGUGUGGUGUAGUGGUUCAGAUGUCAGACUCGGACCUGGGAGACCCGGGUUCAAAUCCCCAUUCAGCCAUGAAGUUCAUUGGACGACUUUUGGCCAGUCAGUGUCUCUCAGCCCAACUGCCCUCACAGGGUUGUUUGGGGAGUUAACUGAUAAAGGGGGAGAACAAUGUAAACCACCUUUGUGCUCUUUGGAGAAAAGCUGGGAUAUAAAUAAAAUAAAUAAAAGUAGUGAGGGAGGGGCAGAAAUUGUGGUUCCACUUCCUUCCCUAUGCACAAAAACAAACAUUCCCUGUGAUAGGCUCAUCGAUGCUCUCCACCUAUCUGUGAAAUGUUCUCACACCUAUUUGAGGAGCUUCAAGCAUCUACAUUGACCUGUUGUAUUGACCAAGCAGUGUGACUCAUUACGGGAAUAAUAAUAAUAAUAAUAAUAAUAAUAAUAAUAAUAAUAAUUUAUUAUUUAUACCCCGCCCAUCUGGCUGGGCUUCCCCAGCCACUCUGGGCAGCUUCCAAAAAAAUUAUAAAUACUGUAAUACAUCAAACAUUAAAAGCUUCCCUAAACAGGGCUGCCUUCAGGUGUCUUCUAAAAGUCUGGUAGUUGUUCUUCUCUUUGACAUCUAUUGAGAGGGCGUUCCACAGGGCGGGUGCCACUACCGAGAAGGCCCUCUGCCUGCUUCCCUGUAACUUGGCUUCUCGCAGUGAGGGAACCGCCAGAAGGCCCUCGGCGCUGGACCUCAGUAUCCGGGUAGAACGAUGGGGGUGGAGACGCUCCUUCAGAUAUACUGGACCGAAGCCGUUUAGGGCUUUAAAGUUCAGCACCAACACUUUGAAUUGUGCUCAGAAACGUACUCACAAGCAUUGAAAGUGCUGUGUGAAAUAAAGCACGUAUUGACACCCCCCCCCCAAAAAAGAGAGCACAUUUCGAUGUUUAGUGAAGGCCAUUCUUUUUCUGGAGGGUUUUGCUUUCUAUGUCUGCCCCAUGUAUCUGAUGUGUUCCUAUAUUUCACGCAUGCUUUGCAAAGGAACAACGCUUCCUAAUUGCGGCAAGGUGAGUAUAUCAGUGGAAGAGCCCGAUGGCUAGCAAGCCUUAAUUAACACUGUCUUUUGCAUUCGGGGGGGGGGGGGUUGUCAUUAAGCGCACUCUUGUACAACGUGAGAGAUAGAUGGGAUGAGACUUGUUUGAGGAUGUGUGCAGUUUCACUUGAGAAACCUCAGCUUGCAGGGUGCUGAAUUACUUCCUUUAUAAAGGUUUGCUGCAAAAUGAGUCAGAGCAGUUUCUGCAACAGGCCUGUUAGCUUCUCGGUUGAAAACAGGCCUUUCCCCCUCACUAAAACGUGGCUACAGUGGUACCUCGGGUUACAGAUGCUUCAGGUUACAGACUCCGCUAACCCAGAAAUAGUAACUCAGGUUAAGAACUUUGCUUCAGGAUGAGAAGAGAAAUUGUGUGGCAGUGGGAGGCCCCAUUAGCUAAAGUGGUGCUUCAGGUUAAGAACAGUUUCAGGUUAAGAACAGACCUCCAGAACAAAUUAAGUUCUAACCAGAGGUACCACUAUACUGAACUCUGGUCGGCUUGGCAUGCAAUAAUUUGUUCAGGCUUGUGUUGUUAGGCACCAAAGAAAGUCCCUUGUGUUGCAAAACAGAACACACUGAACAACAGCAAGCAACACAUUGGCUAAUAAGAUACUGACAAUAUUUUUAUAACGCUAAAAUUCACAAACAGAAGACAUAUAAUAUGUGCAUGGAGUCACAAACGAAUAAGAAUCAAAUAAACGUUCCAUGAACAGGAAUGGUAGGAGGAGUUAAGCCACUGUCAAAGAUCACUGAAAUGGAGGCAGAAUGCCUUUCCACAGUCAGUAUCCUACAAAUGUGAGAAGAUGGGUGCUCCAGACGUUGCAAUAGGGUGCUCCGAGCACAGCAGUAGACGGUACAGUUCUUCCAGGAUCAUGAACUGUUUCAAUGGUUCAAUCUUCAUCACCUAGCAGUAAUAUGAAAUGAAAACCAGUGAAAGAAAUGUCAGGCCUUCGUGUUAACCAAUAAUAAAUACAUACCAAAUUAAUUGUCCCCAAAGGUACAUUAAAUGGCCAUGGAUCAGCUAUCACUAAAAAGUGUAGUAAGCUGAUGCUGUUGGCAAAACCCGAGUGGCAUUAAAAUGGCUCUCAACAGGUGCGGUGAAUCACAUAGAAUUACAGGAAAUUUAAAGGUACAUUAUCUGAAAUACAGCAAAGAACAUACAAACAGAAGCCAUCUUGACAGAAAACUUAACCAAAACAAUUAAAAUCUAAUUCAGUAUUUGUGGUGUUAGGCAUCAGGGGUCAUGAGCCCUUAACAAACCCGGUGGUCACACGCCAGGGGGGCAACAAAUGUUUUGUUUUGUUUUUCAUUUGUACAAUGGGCUAGUCCUAACAGUCAGAUAGAGUCUUGAGUUCCAUGUCUGAGGUUCCCCACCUCUGAUGUAAAUAAUAGAAAAAAUUAAGAAAUUUGAGGGUCGGCAAAAGAUACUUGGAAAUUCCUGAGAAUCCACUGAAUUUUCUCAGUAUCCUCCCAAAAUGUGGAUAAUUGCCAGGAAUCAAUCAACAUUCACCAAGGCUCUGCUUUUUAGUGUAACAGGCAGUGCAUACCUUUGUUCAAGCUGUUGUGCUAUUUUCUACCUGCUAUUCAAAACACAUCACUAAGGAAUGCAUACUUGAUGUGAAUUUGAUUCCCUGCUCUUGGAGCAUUGAUGCAAUCCGUCUUCUUCCCAUUGAUGAAAAUUCAGCUGCAGCAGAAAGGGGUGGGGGAGGUGUUUGUGGGUCUCCUUCCCAAAGGCUCAGCUUGGCUCCCCAAGGUUAAAACAAGGAAUGCAGUUUCACAAGUUCUGGUUGACAUCUGAUGCUUUAUCUUCAUUGAGUCCUUGCUAAGUGGUAAUCAACAGUUUGAUAUGCAAAACGCCAUGGGGGGUGAGAUUGGGGAAGGUCAUCGUGAAAAUGUGGAGUGCAGUCUCUAAAAACACAACAUUAUUAUGCUGGAUCAGUCUAUUGGAUCUCAUCAGCUCCAGCCAGCACAAUUGUUCUGUAUUCAAAUGGUGUGUGUGUGUGUGUGUGUGUGUGUGUGUGUGUGUGCAUCAUGUCAUGUGACCAGUUAUGCAGCUCCGCUCCCCCCAAUAUUUUAUUCAAGUUGGCCCCCUUGUAGGGCAGUAGACAAAUUGAAUAAAUAAUAAUAAAUUCCUGCAGAAUUAAAAAAAUAAUGAAUUAUUGCUUAAAUCGAGUCCCAUGCAGUCUCUUUUUAACAUUGGCUACGGGGUAGUCAUAAAACUACUGUUUUGCCAGAAGUCUAAUUUAUGCUGGAAAUGUGGAAAAAUGGAAGGAACAUUGUUCCAUAUUUGGUGGAACUGCGAAAAAACCAAGACCUACUGGGGUAUGAUUCAUGAAGAACUCAAAAAAAUGUUUAAAACAUACAGUGGUACCUCAGGUUAAGAACUUAAUUCGUUCUGGAGGUCCGUUCUUAACCUGAAACUGUUCUUAACCUGAGGUACCACCUUAGCUAAUGGGGACUCUCGCGGCCGCCACACUAUUUCUGUUCUCAUCCUGAAGCAAAGUUCUUAACCCGAGGUACUAUUUCUGGGUUAGAGUCUGUAACCUGAAGCGUCUGUAACCCGAGGUACCACUGUACUUACAAAAGAAACCAGAGGCAUAUUUAUUAGGAUUAUUGGGAAAAGACAUACCGCAGAAAAAGAAAGGAAUUUUCUUACAUGCUACAGUCACCGCCAGGAUACUAUAUGCCAGUAAAUGGAAGAGCGAAGUAAUACCCACAAAAGAAGACUGGCUAUACAAAUUAAGUCAAGUUAUAGAAAUGGCAAAGCUAACUGCAUACAUAAGAAAACAGACAAACCAAAAACUCAGACUAGAAUGGCAGUGUUUUGAAGAAUACAUGGACAAACACUGUUCAAGAAUAUGUUGAUAUGCUGAUAUUAAAGGAGUAAAGUAGAAAUUAUUAAUUAGGAAUGUCAUAAUGAGAUCAAAAUUUAAAAUUUAAAAAAUGCAAUGAUGGUAUUGAAUGUGUAAGAUAAGGAAGUCGAGAUGUUGUGGAGGGGGGUCAAAGGGUGUGGUGGUGGGAAGAUAAGGGGGUGGGAAGGAUUUUUUAUAUGUAAAUAGUAGCCUUAUUUUUGUAUGUCUUUGCACCGAUAGGAUGCAUUUCUUUUUCUUUUUCUGUAUUACUAAAAUUUAAUAAUAAUAAUAACUUAGAAAAAAGAAGAAAAACCUACUGUUUUGCCAUGUCCGCAGGUGUUCUUAAACCGAACACUACCACUCCUGCCCACAAUGUGACAAACGCAACGACCCCAACUGCUCCUGCCACCACAGUCGACACCAACGUAAGCACCAGUGCCCACCCUGAAAAUAAAACAAGUGCAAAGCCCACCCCAGUGAAACCUGUGUCUCCUAAUGUGACCACAGCGACUUCCAAGGCUACUUUGCCUUCUGCUUCUGUGACAGGUAUGUGUUGAUCUGCAGCUACCGCCCAGUAGGAAAGGAAAAGAUCCUGAAAACUAGUAGCCCUUGGUAGACUUAUCCUCCAUGGAAUUGAUCCAUCAUAAUAGUAAUAUUUUUAUUAUGUAUACUCCGCCCACCUGUCAGGGUUACCCCAGCCGCUCUGAGUGGCUUCAAGCAUAUAUAAAAACACGAUAAAACAUCAAAAAUUAAAAACUUCCCUAAACAGGGCUGCCUUCAGAUGUCUUCUAAAAGUUAGAUAGUUGUUUAUUUCCUUGACAUCUGAUGGCCACAGGUGGGUGCCACAACCAAGAAGGCCUUCUGCCUGGUUCCCUGUAACCCCGGGAACCGCCAGAAGGCCCUCGGAGCUGAACCUCAGUGUCCAGGUUGAACGAUGGGGGUGGAGACGCUCUUUCAGGUACGCAGGGCCAAGUUGAGAGUUGAUUGUGAGAAAUAAGGUACGAAGAUUCAUUCGGGCCGUCUUCCGAGGAGCUCAUCAGUUUUAAGCCCCUCAGAAAAAGGGGGUGGUGGAAAAAAGAUAAAGACGAGAUUAAAAGCAGGGGUGAAGACAUGUCAUAAAGCUCUUGGGACUGUAGCCAGUCAGUGGUGUGAUCUGACUGCAGUAAAAGAAGUCAUGCGAACCGAUAGACUUCAUUCUGCACUGAUCAGACAUUGUCGUGUGUACUGUAAUUGGUUCUGGAUGCCACACUUUAAGAAUGAUACAGGCAAAUCUGAACAGGCUUAUAGGAAGGCAGUGAAGAUGCUAUAUAAAAGUGGUCUUAUGAGGGGGGUUGAAGGGACGCAGGUGGCGCUGUGGUCUAAACCACAGAGCCUAGGACUUGCCGAUCAGAAGGUCAGCAGUUCGAAUCCCCGCGACGGGGUGAGGUCCCUUCUCCUGCCAACCUAGCAGUUCAAAAACACGUCAAAGUGCAAGUAAAUAAAUAGGUACUGCUACAGCGGGAAGGUAAACGGUGUUUCCGUGCGCUGCCCUGGUUUGCCAGAAGCGGCUUAGUCAUGCUGGCCACAUGACCCAGAAGCUGUCUGCGGACAAACACCAGCUCCCUCAGCCUGUAAAGCAAGAUGAGCACCGCAACCCCAGAGUUGUCUGCAACUGGGCUUAACUGUCAGGGGUCCCUUUACCCUUCCUUUAUGAGUGGGGUUGAAGGAGCAGCAUGUUUAGACUGGAGAAGAUGAGGACCAGGGUGGAGCUUGGGACGAUAAUAAUAAUAAUAAUUUAUUAUUUAUACCCCGCCCGUCUGGCUGGGUUUCCCCAGCCACUCUGGGUGGCUUCCAACUGAAUAUUAAAAACAGUACAGCAUCAGACAUUAAAAACAUGAUAGCACCCUCCAAAUACCUGAAGUACCAUCACACCGAAGAGGACCAAGACUUGUUCUCCGUUGCUCCAAUGGGCAGGACUAUCUUAAAAGGAGGGUAUUUUGGUUGAGAUUCCUAGAAUAGUUCAACAAACCAUCUCUCUUCACAGGGAAUUAUGGGACUUGUUGCUCUGUAAGGGGUCUCCCUAACAACUCCCAGCAUGCUUCACAAACUACACUUCCCAGAAUCCUUUGGGGGAAGCCAUGACGGUGUGAAAUGGUGCCCUGGUGCCAUAAGUGUAUGGCAUGACUCUGGCCCAGCAUUCUGGGGCAUAAAACUGGGGAAUACACCCUGUAUAAUAAGCAUGUCGGUUGGUUGUGUGUCUUCUUCUUUCAGUCACUCCCAAAGGUGCAGCGGCUCAAGUCUCAUCCUCAGGGUUCAGCGCAGGCAGCUUCAUCGGCGGCAUCGUCUUGACGCUGGGACUUCUUGCGGUUGGCUACAUCGGAUGCAGGACGUACCACGCGAAACGGGGCGUCCAGUACCGAACCAUGUAUGUAGCGGUCGGUGGAGUGUUUCUUUGCUGACCUAGAUUAUGUUGGUUUUAAUUUUUGUGUUGUGUCGCUUUGAGUUUACUUUUUUGUGACUAAUAGGUUCCAACAAAACAAACAAACUUAAGAGGCCUCAGGUUCGAUCCCUGGCCAGCUCCAUGUAUGAAACCUUGGGGAGCCCAUGAAUGGAUCUAAAUGGAUCUAAAUUGUCUGGCACGGUGCAAGGCAACACUCUGCAUUCAUAGCCUUUGUGGCUCCAGUGAGCAUCCAAAGCGUAAGGUGUGGUAUCCAGUGCUGCUCCUACUCAGAGUAGACCCACUGGAGUUAAUGGGCAUGGCUCAAGGUUCAUUAAGGUCCGUGGGUCUACUCCGAAUUGUAGUUAGUUGAACGCAGCCCAUUGCGUGUGCCCUGGCAGUGCUGUGCUAGUAUCCUCCUGCGACAUUUUUGCAGAACUCCUGGGCCCCAAAAAUGGCAUUAUACUGCCUCUGACUGCAGAUUCACCCUCCUGGUGUCCCCUUGGACUAGGCUCACAAUCUUCGCACAUUUAAUGCAGCGCAGGAACAAGUGCUCUAGUGACCCAAAUGCCUGCCUGUGUUUUCAUCCAUGCUGCAGUUUUUGUCCCUGUUCUAGGCAAGACCAGCACGAACGCCACAUUCCUUUGUGCUCCUGUCUAACCAUGAAAGCCCUUUUUUGUUUGUUUGCUUGCUUGCUUGCUUGCUUCGUUUUAUUUCGUUUGAUGGCUUCCUUUGAUUUAAAUCUACAUCGGGAGGCCAGGCUCUCUGUGACAUCCCCUCUUUUGAACUCCCUCAGCCACCUUGCUGCCCUCUUAGCUUCUGCUGCUUAUCAGCGAUAAACUUCCGUCCCUCCCUGCUGUUCGUAAAAAAACCCCACCUUAUGAAUGUGCACGUAGUCCCGUCUUGUUUCAGAAUUGCUUCUUGCGUUAGCCCUUGAACAAAACUAAACUCCUCAGCAGUGCUGUCGGACUCUGAACGUUGAGGAGAGUGUUGGUGAGCUCUUUAGAUUGGAUGUGGGGAACUUUCGGCCCUCCAGAUUUCUUGCAUAAGUUCUUGGAGGCCAGACUAGUGACUGGGAGCAGCCACCAGGACCAUAUAACACAGAUCCUAAAGGAUCUACACUGGCUCCCAGUACAUUUCCAAGCACAAUUCAAAGUGUUGGUGCUGACCUUUAAAGCCCUAAACGGCCUCGGCCCAGUAUACCCGAAGGAGCAUCUUCACCCCCAUCAUUCAGCCCAGACACUGAGGUCCAGCUCCGAGGGUCUUCUCAGCACCCACCCUGUAGGAACACUCUGCCAUCAGUUGUCAAUGAGAUAGGAAACUAUUUGACUUUUAGAAGACCUGUUCAGGGAAAUUUUUAAGGGUUGAUGUUUCAUGACGUUUUUCAUAUAUUGUUGGAAGCCGCCCAGAAUGGUUGGUGUAACCCAAUCAGAAUAAUAAUAGUAGUAGUAAUAGUAAUAAUAAUAUAGCCAUGGUAGCUAUACUCAGCCUCUUUGGUCAGAGGCUACAUACUUCUGAAUACCAGUUUGCUGGAAACCACACAAAAGAGUACUUCUGCACUCGUGUCCUGCUGGCAAGUUUGCCCCAUACAUCUGUUUGGCUACUGAGGAUGCCAUAGAAUUAUAAGAGUUGGAAGGGACCCAAGGGUCAUCUAUGACAGGCUUCCUCAAACUCAGCCUUCCAGAUGUUUUGAGACUACAAUUCCCAUCAUCCCUGACCAGAGGUCCUGCUAGCUAGGGAUCAUGGGAGUUGUAGGCCAGAAACAUCUGGAGGGCUGAGUUUGAGGAAGCCUGAUCUAUGACAUACUCGAUGACCAACAAGUUCACCUUAUGUCCAGGUGUUUCUGAACUACAACUCCCAUCAGCCUUAGCAAGCAUAAUAAUAAUAAUUUAUUAUUUGUACCCCGACCAUCUGGCUGAGUUUCCCCAGCCACUCUGGGCGGCUUCCAACAAAGAUGAAAAAUACAUUAAAAUGUCACACAUUAAAAACUUCCCUGAACAGGGCUGCCUUCAGAUGUCUUCUAAAUGUUAGGUAGUUGUUUCUCUCUUUGACAUCUGAUGGGAGGGCGUUCCACAGGGCCGGCGCCACUACCGAGAAGGCCCUCUGCCUGGUUCCCUGUAGCUUUGCAUCUCGCAACGAGGGAACUGCCAGAAGGCCCUCGGCGCAGGACCUCAGCGUCCGGGCAGAACGAUGGGGGUGGAGACGCUCCUUCAGGUAUACUGCCAGGGAUGGUGGGAAGUUCAGCAACCUCUGGAGGGCUAACUAUUCCCCACACCUUUAGAUGCCUAGGUGCAUUAUUCCACUUGUUUCAAAAUGUGCAAAGCCAUGUUCCGGGCGCACCUCCUCCUCAUUCUUCUGGGGGGAGGAUUGGACCUUUGCUCCAAAGUCAACUAUCUUUAGGACAAAAGAAGAGGAAUUGGCAUGCCGGACAUUGCCAUUCCUUCUCAGCGAGCUCAGCCUGUUUUAUCUUUGCAUUUGUUUAUUUGCAGUUCCAGACUCCCAUUUAUGCAUGGAAUGCUCAGCCCAAGGCAGGCUUCAGUGGGGGGGGGGGGGGUCCAUCUAAUCUCGACCAUCCAGAGGUUUCCUUGCACUUAGCUUUGAUGUGCUGUAGUGAUCAAGCUGUGUUUUGCCAGUGCAUUCAUGCACAUUUGUACGUGUGUGUGCAAGAUCUUUCUGACACUCUUGCGCAUGUAUAUAUCCUUAACACAUUUUCCUUGUUAACGUAGCUGGCUCCGUCAUUCUCCCCCCCCCUCCAUUUUUUAAAAGUAAUGCUUAAAAAUCCCUCAUGUGUCCGCUACUUCUGCCCCCAUAUUAAGUAGGAAAAUUCCAAGGAUUGGGGAGGGUAUGUGGACAGAGGGAAGAACCACACAUGGCAGUAUUUAUUUAUUGAAUUUAUAUCGCGACCUUCCUCUCUAAGGAACCCAGGGCAUCAGACAGACAAACUAUCGAAAAAGAAAACAAAGCAAAAACAUUCUAAAAUAAGUUAUAAACAUUCUUCUAUCCACUUGCCAGGGACGGUGUUUUUCUGCUGCCAAAUGCCUGGGUAAACUGAAAUUCAGAUUCCUCCUGAAGGUUAAUAAUGAUGAAGACAGACUCACCUUGCUAGGGAGCACAUUCCACAAGCAGGGAGCUACCACUAAAAAGGCCCUGUCAUGGGUUGGCACCAACCAAGGAGACCUUGGUGGGGGCACCAGCAACAAGGCUGUACACAGUACUGUGUCGCAGGGGGCCUAUUCUGCUGCUCUCCCCUUCCCCACCCAAUUUUGUAAGAGAGGGAACCCAUUAAUUGGGUUCGAUCUCUGUUGGUAGUCCCUUCCCUUCCUACAGGCUUGAGCAUCAUUGAUCGGUCAGUGAUUUCCUGCUUUUUCACUUCACAGUGCAGCAUUAUCUCUAGCUGUCUUGGCUUCAGAAACAUGAGCAGCUGCCUUAUACCAGAUCACAUAAUUAGUGGUAAACCUCUGGGAUUCCCUGCUACUGGAUCUUUUUAAGUGAAAAUGCUAGAGAAUAAGGCUUGGGUCCAACUGUACAGUGCACACUGCUCAACAGUGGUCACUCACCAUGGGCUGUGGCUCGAACCCAUAAGGUGGCCUUCCCCAAGGGGGUUCCCUCCAGAUGUUUUGGGCUACAACUACAUCACCUGAGGCUGAUGGGUGUUCUAGGCUGAAACAUCUGGCAAGCACUGCAUUGAGAAAGACUGUCAUAAAAAAGACUUCACGCUUACAUGUCACAGAUACCCCAGGUAACUUGAGUCUAUUCUAUUUAUGACAUUUUUAGUCACAGUGUAAUCAGCUUACACUGAAACCAGUUAAAAACAAUGGAAAACAUUCCAACCAAGGAAGAGUAGCAGAUGAAACUAAUGGACUGUUCUGAAAUGUCAGAAACUCGCUGGAAGAAUCGGAAACCAGGAAGAAACAACUUUUAAUAAAGAACGGGGGGAUUGUGUAAACUGUUUGGAAAAUUAUUGUGUACAAAUAGGAUCAUCUUAAAACUCAUAGUUAAAACUAUUGACUAAGAAAUAGUGAGAGAAUAAAUGAAAAUUGGACUAUUGAGGAGAUGCAGUAAGAAAAUUAUAACCGAAGGAACCACGAAAGAAAAUUAUAACCAAAGGAACCUCCUUGGGGAGGGAAGCCAAAUAGGAUAUUUGUAUUGGAUGUUUGUUUGAAAAAUUGAAAAAAAUAAAAAAAAAUUUUUACAAAAUAAAAACAAUGAAAACCGAAAAGCCAGAACACCACAAGUAAGCCGUAUACUAAGAAGGUCUGCUACACACAAUAUAUGGAGUGAUGCUUCCUCAGUGUAAAUUUAAUACUUAAUGUUGUCUUCUUUUUUCUAGUGACGAACACGAUGCCAUAAUUUAAAGCCUUCACUCAGAAGACAAAGAUGAAACCCCACUCCUGUUCCUGCUUUUCCCCCUACGGAAAACAAGCCUUAAACUGUCCAGAGCCUACACUGGGUGCUUAAUUGCUUUUUGGGGGGGUGUACCUUUCUGUAAAAUUAUGGGGGACCCAGAUUCUGCAAGGAUUUUGGAAAUUUCAAAGUGCCUUCACUGAAGAGUUCUGAGGACCGUCUACACAAUUGGUCCCUACUUGGGGACUGAAGACAUGAGCUUAGUUAAAAGUUGCGACUUCUUAGCCAUUACACGCUGAAAAUCAGGGGAUGUGGGCUCCACAACAGAACACAAUGCUGUGAACAUGCUUAUGUCUACCACUCUUAAAGUUACGUUGUCCUUCUGUUCAGCAAAUAAACCAAGCUUCUGUUUUCAAGAUGGCAGGUGAAUCCAAAAGCAACCUUUUUCACGUUGCUCUUCUUCAAUUUGUGGAAUGAGGUUGUUUGGGCAGGGAGAAAAGUAUUUUUGUUAAUGAUCUGACGUUGCAUGUGCCUUGAAUUUUUGAGGAAAAUAUUUUUCUACUUUUAGCAUAUACAAGGGUGCGUGAAAGGGUUUUUUCAUUUGGGCAGGAGAAUUGUUUGCUUUCUUUCAUUUACCUUGUGUGUGUGUUUUAUAAUGAUGCAUCGUCUGUUUUCUAGUCCCUGCUGAGUUGGAGGUAUAUAAUUCCAGUUAAUUUUCAGCGCAACCUCUCACCACAAAAGCAAAGACCAGAAUAAUUGCUCCGCAGGUUCCGUGUGUGGUGAAAUCUUAUCCGAUUCAGUACAGUGUGUCAUAUGAAUUGGCUGUGUGGGACAGUGGAAUACAUGUUGCCUGCCUGCCUGAUAUAUACAGUUCCUUGACUAGUUCAUUGCUUGAAUUCAGGCUUGUGUCUGUUAAAUGUCGUUGAGAAGAAAGGCAGAUUCGUAAGAAAGCUUCCACUGGGGAUUAUUUAAACUUGAAUACAUUCUGGGGAUGUUUAACGAACGAAUCACUGUUUUGAUAUAUAUUUCUUUUCCUGCUCUUGCCUCUGUUCUUUUUUUUAUUUCAUAGCAUAACAUUUACCAGAUGCAAAAGAGGGGAGUGCAGGCUUGUCCAUGAGCUGUAAUUCCUGUUCCAAGGAACUAGUUUGCAUUGUCACGCUAAGCCACAGUUUGUUUUAAACCGUGGCUUCAUCGCAGACCCCAGCAGCUACCAUAAAUAAGCCAUAGUAUGGCUUGUGUUGCGCAAACAAGGACUGUGCUUCAUAGGAAGCUGUUUCAGAGCUGUGGUGCCUUAAGCUCUGGCUCUCCAGAGUUUCGACAGGGGGCAUUCCCAGCUCUUCCUGCAGAUGCCGGUCAUUGGACCUGGGACCUUCUAGUUUUGCACAGUGACAGUAUUGUAGCCAAUGAGGUUAAUCCGAGGCACGAUUAUUGCUGAUUGGACCUGGGACUUUCUGUGUGCAAAGUAAGAUGCUGUGCUACUAAGCUGUGGCCCAUCCCUAAAACCACGAGCCAUGAAACAGAAGGGGGUAAAGCCAAUAUUUAUUCUGGGUUUAUUUCUUGCUUUUCACUCGUGUUGUGUUUGGAACAAUCAGAGCACUGGGUUUGCAUGACAUGUCCAGCCAUGUUGUGCACAUUGACGAUUAAGCCAUCAUUUGUAACAAAAUAUGGCUCAGCAUGGCAUGCAAACCAACGUAAUUUCAACUCUCUAAAAAGAGCUGUUCUCUGUCUCCAGCCUUGCUUGCUGCUGAGGAAAAUUAUGCACUGUUCACAGAGAGAAGGGAAGCUUAAACUCCUUUCAUUUGGGGGCAUCUCCUCCUCCUAGUUAGGACACAAAACUUCCUCCCAAGCUCCUGAAUGUAGCCAGCAGACUUUCUCUUGCCCUCAUGACUCCGACAUCAGGUGCACAUAAGGCCUUUUCUACUUCCCUCCCUUUUUGCAUGGAUGUAACUACAGAUUAUGGGACGCGGGUGACGCUGUGGGUUAAACCACAGAGCCUAGGACUUGCCGAUCAGAAGGUCAGCGGUUCAAAUCCCCACGACGGGGUGAGCUCCCGUUGCUCGGUCCCUGCUCCUGCCAACCUAGCAGUUCGAAAGCACGUCAAAGUGCAAGUAGAUAAAUAGGUACCACUCCAGCAGGAAGGUAAACAGUGUUUCUGUGCGCUGCUCUGGUUCACCAGAAGCGGCUUAGUCAUGUUGGCCACAUGACCCGGAAGCUGCACGCCGGCUCCCUCGGCCAAUAAAGCGAGAUGAGCGCCGCAACCCCAGAGUCGGCCACGACUGGACCUAAUGGUCAGGGGUCCCUUUACCUUUUUGACUGUACAGAUUGCAGUGGAGUUCAUACCUAAGUUGUUUUGAAAUCUCUCUUUUUUAAAAACAAACAAACACAGAGAGUAAUUAGCCAAUGCACUUGUUUGUUUGCUUGCUGUUAAUGUGCCCAAUGGUCUCUGAUUGCAUAUCAAAAGUUCCCUGAAGUUGAUGGGGGGCAAUUGCAUCUGUUUCAUCUCAGAAAAGAACAUACUAGUUUUUCACCACAUCUUCGGUGGAAGAUUAUUGAAACUACUGCAAUGUUCCAAGAUAUAAGAAGCAGAAGAAAGCAUCACGGGGCUGGUUAAUAGCUAAAGGCUGUCGAGCAAUGCUAUACUUACCAUGGGCGAGUCUGUAAAUUUUUUUUAACAAACACUUCCCAAGGGAAGCAGCUGGCACUAUAUAUAGAAGCAUUGUGUAAUGGUGAUUGUUGUGAAUGCAUCCAGUCUCCAUGUACCUAUAGGAUGUUCCUAACAACCACUGCUAAGGGAUGGAUAUUCAUGAUUGACAAAUAUCCCUCCAGGAAGCAUAUCUCAGUAUUGCAAGUGGGAGUUCCUUUGAGUUACUUAGAAAACCCUUUGCUCUAUUUAGCAGUUUUAAACCAGUUCAACGGACAUUGCUUCUUCCUGAAGAAUCUUGGCAACUAGGAAGUACAUCUCCCGUUCCCAAUCCCCAUAUUGCAAUUCCUAGAUUUUAGAAUCAGUGUGAAGCUGGUAUCUGUUUGUCAACAGGCUUCUGGGAGCUUUUUUGUAAUCCUCUUCCCCACCCCCCUUUCCCUCAAAAAAAGUUUAAUAUUUAAUAUGCAAGAGUGCUUACUGUUAAAAUGAUGGAGUCUGUUCAUUGAACAAGAAGAUUGGGGAUUGGGUUUCCAUCUAUUUUUAAAAAGAUGAAACAAUUAGAUAGAUGAUGCUCCAACCCCCCAUUUUUCCCUCUGAUGUGACAAGGAUGCAAAUUGUUCUGAGUAAUUGUAAUGAACGUUCUUUUUUCUACCAAACAGUUGCCAGAUUUAUUCCAGAGGUUUUCAAUAUUUUUGAGUCCACGGCUCCCUUGACCAACUACAUUCUUUCUGCAUCUGCCCUGGGGAGAAAUGCUCUCUGAGCCUUAGAAGCCCAGUUAUGUCCCCCCCUUGCCUGCAGAGCUGGCAGCCUCUCACCCUUUUCCAAACACCCUCCCUUGUGGAUUGUUCCUUCAGCCUCCUCUCCCCUCUCCUUGGGAGUCCUCUGAGCUGCCACAGCUACCGCCCCUGCUCUCUGAGCUGCCCUCCCCCCAAAGAGAGGUGCCUCCUCACACUGCUCCACAGGGGCCUGGGAAGCACCCCCUAGCCAGCCCUAGAGACACCAUUUGCCUGGGGAGCUUGUAGCCAGGGCUGCUGCAACAAACAGCUGUGCAAGCCUUUGGGAGGCAGAGACGCAAGAGGGCAUCCAAGGAGGGAGGGAAGGGAAGGAAAGGGAGACACACUGUUUGAAAACCACUGCUUUAUUCAGUUAAACUUGAGGGCCUUUAUUCAACAUUUUGCAACAGCUGGUAAGAAAUACUCAGUUUCUGUAUUUGACGGUUUCUUGUUGUCACCUACCUGCAGUAUAUAUUUGAUUUAUCUCAUUUUUUUUUCUGCUGCCCUUCACUCACAGAAAUAAAGGUUAAUGAAAACGUU
Podarcis lilfordi (Lilford's wall lizard) is the source of this 26554-nucleotide messenger RNA. The record is from the annotation of a GenBank genome assembly. NCBI's taxonomy places the organism in Eukaryota, Metazoa, Chordata, Lepidosauria, Squamata, Lacertidae.